Molecule: messenger RNA, 2729 nt
Organism: Eutrema salsugineum
Lineage: Eukaryota; Viridiplantae; Streptophyta; Magnoliopsida; Brassicales; Brassicaceae
Product: probable inactive histone-lysine N-methyltransferase SUVR2
Exons: 10
Coding region: 222-2450 (742 amino acids)
Cellular component (GO): nucleus
Molecular function (GO): zinc ion binding; histone methyltransferase activity; protein binding
Source: RefSeq, a predicted model, not a curated record
GCAAAUACAGAACGAGAGAAAUCACCUGGUCAGUACUCGCGUGUUCUCACGCGCCGACGCAAUUCUCUGCCGUCGACGCCAGCAUUGUCUCCAGCAGCACUUCCCUUGCGUUUCAACGGUCACGGUUCUCUACCAAGCAUCCAAACCCUCGUAUUCUUCGUUCUACCGAGCUUUUGUUAAACCCUAACCAUCACCACAUUUCCAGACUUUUUGCAUACACUAUGGCACCAAGUGUGCAUGUCAAAAAAGCAUUCAAAGCUAUGAAUGCUCUUGGAAUAAAGGAUGCGCAAAUCAAGCCGGUUUUGAAAAACCUUUUGAAUCUAUAUGACAAAAACUGGGAGUUAAUUGCCGAGGACAAUUAUAGAGCUCUAGCUGAUGCUAUCUUCGAUAGCCAAGAGACUCAGGCCACUGAAGAAACGAAAGGCAAUGAGAAGAAGCCUGAGGAAGCUGAAGGAAGCGCUCCAGAAACAGACAGAGAAAAGAAGAAGGCGCCUGAAGUAUGCAAACCGAACGAAGAUGAAGAUGAGACGGAUGAGCCUGAACGCCCUUUAAAGAGGCUGCGACGCAGAGGUGAAGAUGGGUCUGCUUCGGCUUUGAACAGUCCUGACGUGGGCAGUCCCAGUUUGAAAGAACCUACAACUGUUGACGGAGAAGCUGCACCUAUCUUAUUGCCAUAUCAUCCUCUGCCAAUUGAAAAUGGCCCUGAUGCUGGUGCGCUCAUUAUUCCAAAAGAUGAGCCCUCUACAGAUACGCCUUUAAGUUCUAUUCAUCCUGAUUCGUUAGAUAAUGGGAACUCUUCACUUCCCAUGUCUGAGGUGGAGAUAACAAACGGACAAGGGGAAGAGAUUGCUGAUACCAUUGACGCUCUUCCUACAACUAUUGAGAUAUCUAGUGAGCACAAGCUGGCUGCAACCCUAACAGAAUCGUCAACACUCGAAUUAGCUUCUUCUGAUACGGGUGAAGUGAAGAUUAACCUUAGUUUUGCUCCUGCAACUGGACGAUCGAAUCUGCAUCUACCUACUAUGGAGGAACUACGAAGAGCAAUGGAGGAGAAAUGUCUCCGACAAUACAAAAUACUGGACCCUAACUUCUCUGUAGGUCGUUUUAUGAACGACAUCUGUAGCUGCUACCUGGAACUGGCGACAAAGGCGGAAAAUUCAGCUAUCCAGUCACCUGAAAACUUGCCGUUUCUCACAACUAAUGUUGACGUAUUGAAGAAAUCUGCAGCAGCAAUGGCUUUUACUUCUAAUGGCUGUAAUGACCUGGCAACAAAGGCGAGAAAUUCAGCCAACCAGUGGCAGCCAGAAAACUUGGCGAUUGUUCCGAUGGAGGUUGAUGUACUGAAGACAUCUGAAGCAACUAUGGCGUUUACUUCUGAGGGCAGUAAUGAUGAAGGCGGUGGAGUUGGUGACUCCAUGGGUUUGGUAGUUGUUCCUGAAUGCCAGAUUUCUGCGGAUGAGUACAGAUUGAUAAGCAGUAUCGGAGACAUCACUCUAGGGAAAGAAACUGUUGAGAUUCCUUGGGUGAAUGAAGUCAAUAGCAAGGUUCCUCCAGUUUUUCGCUACAUUGCCCAAAGCCUUGUGUAUCUUGAUGCAGCAGUGAAGUUUUCAAUAGCUAGGAUAAGGGAUGAUCAGUGCUGCUCCACUUGCUGUAACGACUGCUUGGCUCCAUCGAUGGCAUGCAAGUGUGCAGCUGCCUUGACAUACACAGUAGAUGGCCUCCUACAUGAAAAUUUCCUGGAAGAGUGUAUCACUGAGGCCCGUGAUCCGCAGAAGCAUGUGGUUCAGUAUUGCAGAGAGUGUCCAUUGGAGAAGGCCAAAAAAGAAGAGAUUCUGAAACCUUGCAAUGGGCAUCUGAAGAGGAAGGCCAUUAAAGAAUGUUGGAUCAAUUGUGGCUGUAUCAAGAGAUGUGGCAACCGAGUUGUCCAACAGGGGAUUCACAACAAGCUGCAGGUGUUUUUCACGUCCAAUGGGAGAGGUUGGGGACUCAGGACCCUGGAAAAGCUGCCUAAAGGAGCAUUUGUCUGUGAGUUUGCUGGAGAGAUAUUGACCAUUCCAGAGCUGUACCAACGCAGCUCUGAGAAUUUUAAUUCUCCUGUAAUAUUGGAUGCACACUGGGGUUCUGAAGAAGCUUCAGGUGAUAACAAAGCUCUUUGUCUUGACGGAACGCAUUAUGGAAAUAUUUCUAGGUUCAUCAAUCACAGAUGCUCAGAUGCAAAUUUGAUUGAUAUCCCAGUGCAUGUGGAGAAUGCGGACCUGCACUACUAUCAUCUUGCGUUCUUCACAAAAAGAGAGAUCGAUGCUAUGGAGGAACUUACCUGGGAUUAUGGCGUCGAGUUCAAUGAUCUUGUGUAUCCCACGCUUCCAUUCCAAUGUCAAUGUGGUAGCGAGUUCUGUCGUAUCAUUAAGCCGAUAACCAAAAGCAAGAAGGGUAAGAAGAAGCGAACAUGAUUGAUGACGUUGGUAGUUUUUGAGGAUUUUUGGUGGCCCAGUCUCUUUUUGUGAAUGAAAUGGCAAAUUUUUCAAAAACUCUCUAUUGUCAAUCCGACAAGGCAUAUAAGUAAAGUCGGUCGGUCGGGUCCAUCUUAGGGGAGAUUAUCGGAGGAUAGCACUUUUGUCCUGAUAAACUGAAUUAAUAUUUUGUGAUAACAAGCUCUUCUGUAAAGCUUAACUUAGGUUCUACACUUCUAAUGGCUAUGGCUUCGGUUUAACUAUAUCCAAAUAUCUCGU